This is a messenger RNA of Sesamum indicum (sesame), 633 nucleotides long. RefSeq lists its product as uncharacterized. NCBI's taxonomy places the organism in Eukaryota, Viridiplantae, Streptophyta, Magnoliopsida, Lamiales, Pedaliaceae. Gene Ontology annotation, molecular function: fatty acid binding. The record is from RefSeq and is a predicted model, not a curated record. Gene Ontology annotation, biological process: systemic acquired resistance.
UUAGAACAUCUGAAGUCGUGCAGUCGCAUAGACAACAUCUGCAUUGAUUCUAAAAGAAUGGCUGGUUGGUUGAAGGUUCUCUUCCUUGUGUGCUUUCUUGUCAUAGCAGGUGUCGGAAGUGUGAAAGGCAAGGGGGUAUGUGGGACACUGAGUCCAGACCAAGAGGCCGUGCAGCUGGCGCCAUGUGCAGCGGCAGCAAGGGAUGGAAAGGCACCCGUUUCAAAGAGUUGCUGCCUUCAAGUAAAGAGAAUCGGGCAGAAUCCCCGGUGCCUCUGCGCUGUUCUGCUAUCUAAUGCUGCUAAGGCAGCUGGCGUCAAGCCACAAGUUGCUAUCUCAAUCCCCAAACGCUGUGGUUUUGCUCAUCGUCCUGUGGGAUAUAAGUGUGGACCUUACACCCUCCCUUAGCGGGAGGAGUCAGAAAUUUGGAGCAAAAUGGACUAUUACACUUGAAUAAGAAGGCAAUAGUUGCUGGUGUUUGUAGUGGAAGCAUAUCAGCUAAAAUAAAAGGCAGAGCCUUGUUUUGUAGAUGGAAAACAAGUUACCAUUUUGGUUCAUGUCAUGUGAUUCUUGAUCAGCUACAGCUUUUAUGUCGUAUCAUAUUCUAAACAACCAAAUAAAUGGCCACGUUCUUUA